Messenger RNA from Macrosteles quadrilineatus (aster leafhopper), 1578 nucleotides. RefSeq lists its product as uncharacterized. The coding region runs from base 1 to 1578 and encodes 525 amino acids. Lineage: Eukaryota; Metazoa; Arthropoda; Insecta; Hemiptera; Cicadellidae. The record is from RefSeq and is a predicted model, not a curated record. The transcript has a single exon.
AUGGAGGUGCUCGAAGAAGAUGUCCUUCCACCAAAGUGUGUAUUUGGAGAAGGAGUGAGUGAUGCGGAUUACGAGCAUGCGCAGCGAGUAUGGGAGAAAUUUGACUGUACGACCCUCGGACAGUAUGCUGAUAUCUAUUUGGCGACUGACGUAUUGCUAUUAGCAGAUGUGUUCGAGGGAUUCCGAGAGAUGUGUCUAACACAUUACGGAUUGGACCCAGCGCGUUAUUUGACACUACCAUCAUAUGCUUGGGACGUAAUGAUGUUCAAGACAGAUGUUAUCCUUGAUACCCUACAAGAUAUUGAUAUGUAUCUGUUUUUUGAGAAGGGUAUUCGAGGUGGACUGACCCAAUGCGUUACUAGACACGUUGUUGCCAACAAUAAGUUUACCAGAAUGGAAACAAUUGGCAAUGACCGAGACGGUCAGAACGCAGCAGCAUCAAGUGAAUAUUGCGAUGAAAGAGAUGACGAUACAUUUAUAAUGUAUUAUGACGCAAACAACCUUUAUGGGUGGGCAAUGUCGGAACUGCUCCCUCAUUCCGAGUUUGAGUGGUUAUCACGUCAGGAAUGUGACGACUUGGACAUUGGAAGAAUUCCAACAGAUGGUGAAUAUGGAUAUGUGCUGGAAGUAGAUCUAGAAUACCCCAGAGAUCCAGCACUGCACGAUCGACACAGGGAUUUACCAUUCUGUCCCGAGAUAUGCAAAGCGCCGAUUAACCAACUCCCAUACUCGUUGGAGGAAAUUAUCAAUAGUGGAGCAGGAAAAUCGAAGAAACUAAUGGCCACACUGAUGGAUAAGAGGGAAUAUGUAAUUCACUAUCGCUACCUACAACAAGCUAUAGAGAAUGGAUUACGUGUAACUCGAAUCCACAGAGUGAUUCGUUUUAAACAGUCGGCAUGGUUGAAACCGUACGUGACUAUGAAUACCGAACUUAGACAGCGUGCUGUAAAUAAAUUUGAGGUAGAAAUGUUUAAACUUAUGGUAAACGCUGUCUACGGUAUGAGUCUUCAGAAUGUGCGCAAACAUCAAGAUUUAAAGAUUGCAUCAUCCCGCAAAACAUAUACAAAGUAUGUAGCAAAAGCUAAUUUCAAUGAUCGUAUUUGGUUAAAUGAGAAUCUUGCCAUACUGAAUAUGUCAAAAGUGCGGGUAGUACUGAGCAAACCCGUCUACGCAGGGAUGUGCAUUCUGGACCACAGUAAGAGGUGGAUGUAUGGUUUCCAUUAUGACAUGGUAGAUAGGUAUGGAAUCGAUAGAAUAUCGAUGAUUUACAUGGACACCGAUGGCUGCCAUUAUUCAAUACGUACUAAGAACGUAUACCGCGACAUGUUAGAACAUUUGGACGACUUUGACACCAGUAACUAUCCCCGGAACCACAUUUGUUACGACGGAGGAAACGCUAGAGUUCUGGGGAAGUUUAAGGACGAAGCUGCCGGUGUGGCCAUUAAAAUGUUCAUUGGUCUGAUGUCGAAGCUGUAUUGUUUCACGUAUAGCAUCUUAACGUGUGCGCCUGAAGGAGACAAACGGAGAUGGUGCCAACUGUAUACCGCCGCCUGUGAAGAGAGCAAAAGGGGUAAAUAG